CACACAAUCAUUAAUUGUUAAGUGUAAACUUUCUUAGUUUAUUUAAGUACUCAUGCAGUUUGAAAAAAAAUAUCAUAAAACAAUAAUUACAGUUCCUUUUAUUAUAAAUACUGAUAGGGUCGAACUAACUAAUAGGGGUGUAUUGUUUCUAUUUGAAAUAUGUUUUAAUGCAGGAUGCAUCAGUCCAAGUGCAUAGUUUGCAAAUGCAAACUUAAAGUUCGCCAGAGACGGCCUGUCAACAAGCAUCUAAGAAAGUAUCUUAGAAAAACUUUCUUGAUUGAAAGCAGCGAGUCUGACUUCAUUUGUGGCAAAUGUUCGCGACCUGCGUACCGACAAGCUCCGUUUCCGGUGUUACAUCAGGCCAGUCUCCAAAAUGGUGGACAAGAAAGUACGUGCUGUGCGGGAAGUCCGCCGUCUGUACGACUUCGAGUUCAAGCAGCCUCGAAAAGCCACGCGUACUGCUUCAUUUGUAAGAAGCCUGGGCCAAAACUUAUCGUUGUGCCACAACAACUAAGAACAGAAGUGUUUGUUAAGCACAAUAUUUUAAUAACUGCUCAUAGUAGAUGCUGCCCGUGCCAUUUAGACUUUUCAUUGUCUCAAUUCCAUCCAGAUACAUUUGUUAACUUUAAAUCAAUGGACGACGCCUUUGUAAACAAAACAACAAUUACAGAGCUUUUAGAUACGGUGCGUGAGUUUGCCAUUAAAUCAUCAGUUAAACGAAUGUCCUUUGAAAAUAUUGAAUAUUACUCUGAUAUUGAUCUUCAAAACAUGACUGGCCUUAACAAGGAACAAUUUUUGGACUUCCACAGCAUGCUGAAAGAGCAUAUUAGAGAAACUCCAGCUAGAUCGAAAUCAACAACGACCGGUAUUUUUUUGUUCAAAAUGAAAACCGGAAUCUCUAAUAGUUUACUCGCAACUCUCUUUGGCAUUUCAAAAUCAAGUGUACGAAGGGCAAUUGCAGCUGUAAGGACGAUGUUAAUGCAAAACUUUGUUCAACACUAUUUAGGUUUUCAGCACAUCAGUCGUGAAAAUGUCAUUGACACUCAUACAAGGACUUUAGCUCAAUCUCUUCUGGCCGAAAAAAAUGAUCAAGUAAUAUUAGUUAUUGACGGUACGUACAUUUAUAUACAGAAAAGUGCCAAUUUUCAAUUUCAACGGCGUUCAUACAGUGUGCACAAAGGCCGUCCUUUAGUAAAACCAAUGGUUAUAGUAACAACUACAGGAUAUUUUGUAAGCAUUCUAGGGCCAUAUUUUUCGGACUCAAAAAAUAACGACGCAUCAAUUUUAAAUCAUAUUCUUUGCAACAACAUAGAAGAAAUUAAAGAAUGGAUAAAGCCGAACUUUGUGGUUGAUCAUGGGUUUCGCGACUCAAUAACGCUGCUUUCUAACAUGGGAAUUCAUGCGGAAAUGCCAGCUUUUAUCAAUAAGGGAGUUAAGCAAAUGCCAACGGAGGAUGCCAACACUAGUCGCUUGGUUACAAAGGUCCGAUGGGUCGUAGAGGCUGCCAAUGCAAGAAUUAAACGUUGGAAGUAUCUGGAUAAGGUCCUUCCAACAACCCAGGUUCCAUUUAUAGGGGACUAUGUGCGCAUAGUAUGCGCCAUUUCGAAUAAGUAUUUUACUCCCAUCAAUGCUACAAAGAAUAACGAGGAGGACCUGUUUAUGGCUGCACGCAUGCGAGAGUUGCUGAGCCAUUCAAACGCGCUUCAGCAAUUUGUAACUGAAAACAAUCUGGAACGGCGAAGUGUCGCCAAGUGGGUUGAUACCAACCAUGAAUAUCUUGACUUUCCAUCUCUAGAUGACAACACACUACGGUUAUUGACUUUAGGCACUUACCAGUUAAAACUCACAGGCAGUUACAUCCAAGAGUACCUAGGCAGUGACUGCAAUCUUCAGCUCUACCGAGAGAUGGAGGGGUUGAUUAGAGUCAGGUUGCAGAGCAGACACGUAUCCUCACGCUCGUAUCUGAUCUGGAUACGUUACGAUAGUGACCACAUCAUUGGUUGGUACUGUCGUUGUAAAUGUGGGUCACGAACUGUCGGUACUUGUUCUCAUGUUGCAUCAGUUUUGUGGUACCUUGGACAGCAAAUCCCGUUAUCUAGAGAACCAGGUGUGAAAGACUGGGGACAAUACCUUGAUGAUGCGGCUGAAGUACCAGAGGCGGUUGAUUCUUCUGACUCCGAGGAAAGUAAUAUCGAGGAGUAAUGCUCUUUUCAUAUUAAAUUGAGCAAUGAAUAGACUUAUUAUCCAAAUGUUACUAUUUGUGUGCGUAUGAACUUAAUUUUGAAAUAACAAUUACUGGCUGUGUGUUAUUUAAGUGUAUCCAUUAAACGAGUAUUUACUGCUUACCAUAUACAUGACUGAUGUAUUCAUGUUAAGUGAAUAUAACACAUAUUUGGAGAUUUCUGCUAUUAUAGCACCCAUUUAGUAAUAUUUAGUAAUAUUUAUUUACACAUCAACUUUGUAAAUAAAAUGAAUCAAAAUGUUCCUAUCACAUAGUGUUUAGUUGUGUGAUUAAGAUCAAUUUCGUUCAUUAUUGUAGUUUGUUGUUGAAAUGUAUGCAUUAAACUUGUAUAUACUGUUUGCCAUAUAUAUUUAUCUCAGGUUUAUAUAACAUGUAUUGCAGUGGAUACAGUUACUAUAGCAACCAUAUUAUAACGUUUUUUUUCACAUCAACUUUGUUAACAAUAUGUUGUUGUUUUUUUAGUGCAAGAGACGACCUUAUCUUUGUUGACUGUUUAUACAGUUUUGAGUUUGUAACUUGUCGUGGUACUGCACAUUCACAAUGUCGUUUAUAAGCGCAAUACUGGUUAUAUUAUAGUUAUUAUGUUAAAUAUAAACAGUUGCUGCAGCAACAUCCAUAUUUAUUGAUAUAUUCAUGAGAGUAUAAUGACUGCGCUUGAAAACUGUCAAUUGAUAAAUGCUAAGUAUCGACAACUCAAUUGAUAUGUAUUUGUCUCAUCAAAAAAAAUGUUACCAUGGAAACGGAGGUUUUAGAAUUACUAUGCUCACAAUUCACAUUUGAUAUUUGUAUUGACAAUAAUAUGUAUUGUUCUUAAUAUUGCUAGUUAACAUACUUAAAUAAUGGAUACAUGUGUCAUUAUUAUCUUAUUAUGUAAAAAUGGGUAUGUGUGAAUGUGUUGCCAUGGUUACCAUACCAUAUAUGUUGUUACGGUUUUAAUACAUGUUUUUCGGAACUACACACAUUAAAUAAAUAUUUCAGGUAA
Messenger RNA from Dreissena polymorpha, 3224 nucleotides. RefSeq lists its product as uncharacterized. The transcript is spliced from 2 exons. Lineage: Eukaryota; Metazoa; Mollusca; Bivalvia; Myida; Dreissenidae. Bases 175 to 2202 code for a protein of 675 amino acids. The record is from RefSeq and is a predicted model, not a curated record. Gene Ontology annotation, molecular function: zinc ion binding.